AUGAGCACCGAUCGCCGUCUCAGAGAUCAUGUUUCUAGUGUCUUCACCACUUUCAAAACUAUAAACUGUUCGCAGCGGCAGCCCUUGGCUCCAAGGUCUGUCAAUUUAUCCAACUUGGUCGAAGCCCAAAAAUCGCAUCAGCAUGACAGCUGCGAGAUUUCCACAACAAUUAACCAAAGUUCUCUCUCAGAUCUUAUAGUCAAGUCGCAAAUUCCAAUUUCACGUCAGGAGCACUGUUUAAGAUCUGUUGCCGGUCUUUUAAGUGAGGAUCGUACUUUGCAGUUUGCGAAAUCUAGGAGUCGCAGUCGACCUCGAAAAAAGAUUCAGCAAUCGGCUUCUGACAGCCGUGGAUUGGCUCACCGUGUUUCAAAAAGUGUAAAUGCAUUCGAGACCAAGCUGAGACUUCAGCGACAUAGAUCAACACCAGUUCAAUUUGACAUAUUCCUUUACGCGAGAUCAACAAAGCCUCUGUCACCCACGGAAAUCAUGGUAGUCACUGAAGAUUCGAACAAUCAAAAUGUGCUUAUACUGCAUAGUCAUAUAUCUUCUGAUAUUUCCAAGCGACGAGGACCGUUAAAGCUUCUGCUGAGCUCUCAAUCGAGUUUAACUCUAUAUCCGGGUCUCAAAUGGUAUUUUGAAUGGCAAGUCUUAUGA
This is a messenger RNA of Lachancea meyersii CBS 8951, 654 nucleotides long. Lineage: Eukaryota; Fungi; Ascomycota; Saccharomycetes; Saccharomycetales; Saccharomycetaceae. The record is from the annotation of a GenBank genome assembly.